This is a messenger RNA of Peronospora matthiolae, 2979 nucleotides long. NCBI's taxonomy places the organism in Eukaryota, Oomycota, Peronosporomycetes, Peronosporales, Peronosporaceae. The record is from the annotation of a GenBank genome assembly.
AUGGCGACGACUCUCGUCCCUGCGCCGCCGUAUAUGCUGGGCCAGCGUCCGUCGCGCGCCCCCACCUCCUACUCGUGCGUGCCUUCCUUCCGUCAAGUGCCGUUUGUCCGCAUCAGCGCCCGUGUGGACAGCGGGGUCAAGGUCCGCAAACAGCUGCGCAAGUACUUGAAAGCAGCGUCGGCCACGCAGCAAAUGGUGGCGCAAACGCACUUAAGCGACGCCUGUCUGCCGGCGCUCCAGCCGCAAGAGGUCGCGCAGUCGUGUUUCCAGGCCUUUUUCAAGCAGAUGCGGACGUACAGUCAAGUGCUGGGCACGAAGCACUUGGCCGCUAGUAAGGCGUAUCUGGACAUGACGAAGCCGCUGGAGAACUCUGGAAAGUCGAGGCGCUGGGCCAAGGACGUGUACAACUUGGUCCAGCGCUGUGUCGCGGACGUGCACGUGGCCGAGAAGAAGAUGGACAAGGCCAGGAGUCGCGUCGUGCGGGCGGCAGAUGACCUUGCGCACUGGAAAUCCGUCUUUUCAGCUAACGAAGCCACGUUACAAGUACAGCCAACUAGCCCGGAAGUGAAGAAAGCGUUUCAGGCUGCCCAGUGCCGCUUUUCCAGCGCAGUGGGGGAAGAUGAAGCAGCCGGGGUCGAGUAUGACGAGGCACGGACUUGUUUGAUACGGGCCGUUGCCAGGCGGGACGAAGUCGUGGAAGAAGCGACGGAUUUGUCGCAAAGUGUGGAGGAAGACCGAUUGGAUACACUGCUGAUCGUCAUUGGACAGUUUGUCGAGACGAAAGUCGCGAUUCUUCAGGCAGAAAUCGAAGUCAUGACGGACUUACAAAACACGCUCAAAGCGAUGGACCGCAACUCGGUUGUCCAGCAGUAUAUUGUGGACAGCAUGUCACCAGGAUUGACGCACCGUCAUGCGAAGGCUCUCGGGUUGAUGGAAUGGCAUCGCGUGUCGUGGCGAUACGAGCAGCAAUUGCGGCAAUCAGCUGAUCCGGGUAGCUGCUUGGCAGGCACACGCUCUUCCAAAGAACUAGCAAAGCUCAAGGCUUCGGGAGUAUCGGAGAAGGAUGUCGAGAUUAUCAAGGACUUUGUCUCGAGCUGCUUCAUUGAACCUGAGGCAGCUCUCGUUUCUCAUACCGCUCAAGCUUCUUCCGGUACUAUUUUAUCACUAAAACACCGCAGCAAGUUUACGGAUGCAUCAGCUUCAACCACGCAGUCGGUGUAUCGCCUCGGGGUCGUGCGACGGAUUGUUUUAGAUUGCCUCAGGCACCAGCGAGUGCACGAUCGCGAACUCUCACGGGACGGUUUUUCUCGACUUGCAGUAGCGUUGCGAUAUCUGUUGGAUGCCUGUGUUGCACAGCAUGACACGCGCACGACAAUGCACCUUAUGAAUAUGCUACAGACUUUCUACCGCAAGACCAGCAAGGAUGGUCAGGAGUAUCUCCAUGCAGCGUUGAUAGAUCAUGCGGCGUGGCGAAUAGCUGGGUAUUGGGGAGACGCGUUGUUGGAAAGCGUGGCGGAGGAAUUUAAUAAGGCACCAAUGGACACACCAUGGUAUUAUCUGGCCGAUGCUGAGCGUGCGCAGAAGGUGCUAGAUGUGCACAAUAUCAUCUUCGGCCAGGCCUCGGCUUAUCUGUAUCAUCUGUCCAGCUUUGGCUUCUCUCGACGGCAGCUGCUCCAAUACGCGCACAGUGUGUGCUAUGCAUACGAACUGGGCGAAGAGCAGCGCAUUAGUCUAUACUCAUCAGUUCGGAGCAUGGUCCUGGACCGAUCGCAAGAGGACGAGUACGAGGAGAAGCGGCAAGAACCGAUGGAAUGUGACGACGACGAUUGGCAGCACACUUUUGAACGUGACAGUAGGCAGUCCGACCGUGCUAGCAGCCGGGUUCCUGCCAAACGGACUGCCGAUGUGCAGUUUCCGCCGACGUCAUGCGCCCCACCGGACUGGUCGUCGUUCUCAAGUGGCGGUGGAAGCAGUGAUGUUGGUUUCGAUAGCAAUGUGUCAAAAUUUGGCCGCAAACGUAGGGAGUCGACCGCAUCGACUGCAGCAACAAUCAUGGAGGGAUCAACUUCGGCAUCUUACGUUGGCAGUUUGCGUGAUUUUGAGGACACGAAAACGAUUGCAUCCACUGUGAUUGGCGAGGAUGGCGAUGAGUCAUGGGAGAAUUUGUUCGGGACAACGGUCGCAUGCAGCACUUUGACAGAGAACGAGUCGAUAUCGUCAGUUUUGGGCGUUGAUGAAGACACGUCUGAGUCUAGCGAGAAGCACAAGGAUAAAAUGAUGAAGCGGCGCAAGAACUCGCGCAAGUUUAACGACCAGUUACGGCUGGCGCGCACCAUACCCCUCAGUCUUCGCAUUCAUGAGGAGGAGGAAGAGAGCGUGCCAGUACCCACCGCAAUAGCAGCAGUACAUUCACAUGCAAGGAAAGAAUUCGAGCAGCCACCGGUACCACCUGGCCGUCCGCCGGCGUCUGCCGGAACUUUGCUACGCCACCGUUCGAGUGACAAUAUCUUUAUGGCGGCGCGAAGGGAGACUGGCGAUCUGCCACCUACACACGGGACUCAUUCGCAUGUUUUGAGACACGACUCCGGUAUAGCCACCGACGAGAGCGGAGGCGCGAGGAUAGAAAGGAGGAGACAUCGGAAACUGCACAAGGCUCGGUCCGUCGCGAGCAUUGACACAUCCGUCUUACGAGCGGAGACCCAGCAGGCGUUCAAUACAAGCCGCAAUACCAUUGAUCCAGCAGACCAGAUCAAGAUGAUGGCGGCUCGGAUGAAAUCGAGACGUGAAGAGAAUUCGGACGGCAAGAUCGAUUUCGUGGCGUUUGCACGCACCCGAAGUGAUGCUACCGGAUCAACGUGUCCGUCUCCUGCAGCACUAUCGCAAGAACUCUCAUCUACAUCUACACCAAAGAAGAAGAAGAAGGAAUCAAGAACACUCUCAGGUGUCGCAGCUCUGCGCGCUCGCUUCGAGAACAAAUGA